AUGUUCGAGGGCGGCUAUCGUGGCCUCGACCUCGGCCUGGAAUCAGACAGACGGCGAUUGUGCAUGGCGACUCUGGGUGCCCUCAUGGGCAUGUCGCUUUGCAUGGCCUAUUGGGAAGUCAAAAGCGCACGGUUGGUGAUCGCGCCUGGCGCUCGUUUGGCCAUGCCAUGGUUGCAACGUUUGCCCUUCGCUGCCUCUGGACGCUGGUCUUGA
Pestalotiopsis fici W106-1 is the source of this 213-nucleotide messenger RNA. RefSeq lists its product as uncharacterized. The coding region runs from base 1 to 213 and encodes 70 amino acids. NCBI's taxonomy places the organism in Eukaryota, Fungi, Ascomycota, Sordariomycetes, Amphisphaeriales, Sporocadaceae. The transcript is spliced from 2 exons. The record is from RefSeq and is a predicted model, not a curated record.